CCGAUGGUGACGGGCACUUCGGUGCUGGGAGUGAAGUUCGACGGGGGGGUGAUCAUCGCUGCAGACAUGAUGGGCUCCUACGGCUCCCUCGCCCGCUUCCGCAGCAUCUCCAGGCUCCCGAAGGUGAACGACACCACCAUGCUGGGGGCAUCCGGCGACUACGCCGACUUCCAGUACCUCAAGCAGAUCAUCGACCAGAUGGUAAUCGAUGAGGAGCUGUUGGGAGAUGGUCACAGUUACAGCCCGAAAGCCAUUCAUUCCUGGCUGACGAGAGUCAUGUACAACCGGAGGUCCAAGAUAAAUCCACUCUGGAACACCGUUGUCAUCGGAGGCUACUACAAUGGCGAGAGCUUCCUAGGUUACGUGGACAUGCUCGGCGUGGCCUACGAAGCCCCUACACUUGCUACGGGUUAUGGAGCGUACCUAGCUCAGCCAUUGAUGAGAGAAGUCUUGGAGAAGAAGUCCAGCCUGACGAAGGAGGAGGCCCGUGACUUGAUUGAGCGUUGCAUGAAAAUUUUGUAUUACAGAGAUGCUCGAUCGUUUAACAGGUAUGAAGUAGCUAUUGCAACGGAGAAAGGCGUGGAGGUGGAAGGACCCCUGACGCUGGAAGCCAACUGGGACAUAGCACACCUUGUCAGGUAA
Messenger RNA from Cariama cristata (Red-legged seriema), 642 nucleotides. It is a transcript of the gene PSMB4, whose product is annotated as proteasome (prosome, macropain) subunit, beta type, 4. Lineage: Eukaryota; Metazoa; Chordata; Aves; Cariamiformes; Cariamidae. The record is from RefSeq and is a predicted model, not a curated record. Bases 4 to 642 code for a protein of 212 amino acids. Gene Ontology annotation, cellular component: proteasome core complex. The transcript is spliced from 5 exons.